AUGUGCCGAAACGGUCGGUGCGUGGUGUGGUUCGUGCUGGCAACGUUCGUGCUUUCGUGCAACGCCCUGGAGCAGACGCGGGCCAGCGGACGAAAGCUACAGGCCGGUGUCACGGCCAUGGACUACAACCAUCUGUUCGGCCGGGGCUCGGCCGUCGCCGACGAGCUGGCUGGGGAAAGCGUAAAAUUCAGUGCCAGCAAACAGCACGUGCUCGAUCUGCAUCACUCGCUGCGGAAGGUUGUCGACGCUACGAGCGCCGGUAAUUGGCGGCCCCGGAAACCGCUGCCCAAGCCCAAGCUGUCGGCCAGCAGCCGGAGCCGCAUCAACAAUCGGUCAAUGACUCGGUUCUCGGAGGUCGAGAUUCCGGCCGGAAUGCAGCAGAUAGAUGCUCCGCCGCCGCCGCCGCCACCGCCGCCACCGGCGAAGCAGCCUCCGGUGCAGAAGCGGACGACCAACGUUACGGGGCUGGCGGAGCUUUUCCAGAGUGCCGAAAAAUCCCGUGGUAUCGAGAACUUUUUCUGGAAGUACUUCGUCGACAGCGACGUCUCCGCCUCUAUCGAAGACGACGACGACGACGGCACGACGGAUGUGUUAGAUGCGGAAGGCAACAUGCUGUACGAGGAUGGAGGGCUGGACCUUAGCGCCGAGGCGCGGAAGAAGAAGUUUCAGAUCAAGAAGAAGUACAAAAAGUUUCUGAUCCCAUUGUUGCUGGCGUACAAAAUAAAGUUCCUAGCGCUGGUGCCGGCGAUCAUCGGCGGCCUGAUACUGCUGGUGAAGUCGGCCGGCCUGGCAGGCUUUUUCUUUGCGCUCUUCACGGCCGUCGUCAGCCUCAAGAAGUACUAA
Molecule: messenger RNA, 843 nt
Organism: Anopheles bellator
Lineage: Eukaryota; Metazoa; Arthropoda; Insecta; Diptera; Culicidae
Exons: 2
Coding region: 1-843 (280 amino acids)
Source: RefSeq, a predicted model, not a curated record